Molecule: messenger RNA, 649 nt
Organism: Hylaeus anthracinus
Lineage: Eukaryota; Metazoa; Arthropoda; Insecta; Hymenoptera; Colletidae
Exons: 3
Coding region: 290-649 (119 amino acids)
Source: RefSeq, a predicted model, not a curated record
GGGAGCUUUUUCGUAGAGAAUUAAAUUAUCUACAAAAAAGGAUUCAUGGAAAUUUGUCACGAAAUCGAUCUUUUCGGAGAUAUUCGAUUAUUUGGGUUUCUAACCUAUCUGAAAUAUUUAAAAAUUAGUUUUCCGGAAGUAACUCUUAAAGCAUUGAUUCCCGAAAUGUAUGCAAGGGAGCUUUUUUGUAGAGAAUUAAAUUAUCUACAAAAAAGGAUUCGUGGAAAUUUGUCAUGAAAUCGAUCUGUUCGGAGAUAUUCGAUGAUUUAAAGAUAAAUAAAGGUAGGUUAUGAAAAAUAAGAGGAAGGUAUGCUACAAACAAAACUUAUACGCGAUAGCAGAUUUAGAGGUUAGAAGAUGUGCAACGGUUGCCAGGAGUCGCAGCAAGAAAGUUCGGACGACGAAGGGGCAGUCGGUAAAACAGGACGGAAGCGUCGCGGUUAAUAACGGCCCCCACGCCUCAAGGGAUGAUGGCGUAGAAGUUGUGACCAAUAAGGAACCAUUUUUCAGGUCGUCCAAUUCUGGGACUCUAAUUUUAAAUAAUAUAUUACUGUCAUUUUCUGUUACCGAUGGAGCAGCACUAUCGAUAGUUAUCGAUAGUCGUAAAGCAACCAUCGAUACUCCUCCAACGCUGUUGCAAUACAAUUAA